Messenger RNA from Anopheles darlingi, 955 nucleotides. Its product is annotated as angiopoietin-related protein 1-like. The record is from RefSeq and is a predicted model, not a curated record. NCBI's taxonomy places the organism in Eukaryota, Metazoa, Arthropoda, Insecta, Diptera, Culicidae. The transcript has a single exon. Bases 49 to 909 code for a protein of 286 amino acids.
UCUGCAAUUGGAUCGUUGUUAGUGAGAGAGCUUCAUACAAGCUCGGAAAUGAAGCUGACCCUUUGUUUCCUAUUGCUUUGUGCCGUGCUGUACGCCGUAGCAACUAACAACAGCUCGAGAACCAAGGACGAGACCCUUCGAGCACCGGCAGUGGAUGGAAUCAAUGGAUUUAGUCUGGAGCAACUUCUGACAAAACUGGAUCAAAUCGAACACAAGUUGAUGGAGCUUCAUCCCGACUAUCAGAAGACAACCACAACACCGAAGCCAAAGUUACCUCCUUUUACAUCGUGUAGGGAUGAACCGUCUAAAGUGUCAGGAGUGUAUCUUAUCAGAGCUAACAACGAUAGUGCACCGUUCAAUGCUUAUUGUGAGCAGGAGAAGUAUGAUGGCGGUUGGAUUGUAGUGCAACAUCGCUUCAACGGUUCGGUUGAUUUUUAUCGCAAUUGGGACGAAUACAGAAACGGGUUUGGUGAGUUGGACGGCGAAUUCUGGCUCGGACUGGAGCGAAUUCAUCAACUCACGACAGCUCGCAAGCACGAAUUGAUCGUUGAGAUCAGGGAUUUUAAGGGAAAGUACCAAUAUAUACGUUACAGUGCGUUUCAAAUAGGCGGCGAGAGUGAGGCGUAUGAAGUGAAAAGCCUAGGAUCGUUUAGGGGCACCGCCGGUGAUGGGAUGGCCUAUAGCCGGGGAGAGAAGUUCUCAACGAAAGAUCGGGAUAAUGGUCCGCGAACCGAUAGACAUUAUGCCGAACUUUUCGAAGGUGCCUGUUGGUACAGCUAUUUCGGUAGUGCUUCAAAUUUGAACGGACGGUACCAGCAUGAUGACCCAGAGAAAUCGAUUUGGUGGAUUUAUUCCAAACGCGAUCAACGAAGAAUAAAAUACACCAGGAUGAUGAUCCGUGAAGUGUAAGAAGCAUGCUGGGCUCACUCUUCGUGCUUCAAUGUAAACGGACAAA